ACUGGAGUGAUACUGGGCUCAUGCAUCUGCUAAGAGUUUUGUUUGAAAUAAAGCAUGGGGUAGAAAAGCACCCCCCACGUAGAAGACCUCCAGGACAUGAGCAUGGUCCAACACUUUCUUCUCACUGGGCUUUGGCUCCAGCAUCCAUGCUCUUUGCCCCACACCAGGCUGUUUGAUUCUGUGGCCCUCUUCCCUUGUCCAUUUUACAACUGAGGCCAGGUUGAAGAAGUGGGUGGUGUGCUUUAGGAGGCCACCCCAAGCAGGCAGCAAGCAGCAGCUUGACCUCAGGUAACCCAAUAGAAUGACCGAUCGUCCUAGGGUCAAGUGCACCAGCUGCCAAAGGGAAAAGCUUCCCUCGAACUGGCAUUGCAAGCAGCUGCAGGAAGAGCUGGGCCCUUGCUGAGGCAGGGCGUGGAACUGAAAUGACCCCCAGAAGGUUGGCAGGUCUGUCCCUGGGCAGACGGAUCACCAGAUACGGACGUCAGGGCCCAGACUCUGGAAUUGGCUUAGAGCUGUGUCAACCCAGCGGCUGGGUCUUGGCAUCCUUUCAAUCUGCCGUCUGAGCCAAAGCCUAGAAAUAGUGCUGGGGCAGCCUGGCCGGCUCAGUGUGCAAGAGGAGGCAGCCAUGCAGGUGCUCAACAAGCGCUACCCCAAGAACUGCCUGCUGACCGUCAUGGACCGGUACUCAGCCGUGGUACACAACAUGGAGCAGGUGGUGAUGAUCCCCAGCCUCCUGCGGGACGUGCAGCUGAUCGGGCCUGGGGAGCAGGCCGAGGCCCCCGAUCUCUACACCUACUUCACCAUGCUCAAGGCCAUCCGUGUGGAAGUGGACCACGGGCUGCUGCCGAGGGAAGAGUGGCAGGCCAAGGUGGCAGGCCGCCAGGCCGACAAAGCCGAGAACGAGGAAGCUGUCGCCGUGGAGGCUGAGGAAGAGAGGAGCUCCAGAGAGGUGGACCUGGAAGCCCAGUUCCAUCUGCACUUCUCCAGCCUGCACCAUAUCCUCACCCACCUCACUCUGAAAGCCCAGGAGGUGACGAGGAAGUACCAGGAAAUGACAGGACAGGUCCUGUAAGGCCUCCAGCUCUGAGGAAGAUCACGCCACACAAGAGGCAGCCUCUGGGACGAGGACCCACAGUGAUUCGUCAGCCCUGCGAGCAGAAAGGCCUGGACCUGUAGCUGUGCAGGCCAAGUUGGCCCAGGAUGCUUCCCUACUUCCCUGCAAGCUCCAGUUUGCGGACUCGUCACUGGCUCACCUUAGGGUGUUUGUCGCUGCUUAGUUCCUUUCCCUCCUUACCAACGUGGGGUGGUGACCAGUGGUUCACGAGCACCACCUGUCCAGUGUGGGAUCGCAGAAUGAGCAGAAUGUCAGCACAGGACCAGUGUUCACGUCCCUCCUGUGGGGUGUCAUCCCAUGGGAUGUCAGACACGGUCACCCACCAGGGCCUGAAUCCCCCCUCACACAAAUCGGGAGUCUGAAUCUACCUCACAAGGUUACAGAAAUGAAACAAGACGAAUCAAAAGUACCUGGCAUGUGAGAGCUAUUGUAAUAGGCUGAUUUUUUUCUCACCCUGUCCUAUGUAUCUGCUCUAGUCCUUGCUGUUUUACAGAACUAAGAAGUAACAGAGGCCAUUGCAGUAAGUGGCUCACCCUGCUGUACCUGCUCAACCCUGACUAAACAGAUUAACUAUAAAUAAACGUAUUUAUUGUAGUAGCAAUUUAAGAAAAAAAAA
Messenger RNA from Chinchilla lanigera (long-tailed chinchilla), 1730 nucleotides. RefSeq names its product thyroid hormone responsive (gene Thrsp). The coding region runs from base 626 to 1072 and encodes 148 amino acids. Gene Ontology annotation, cellular component: cytosol. The transcript is spliced from 2 exons. Gene Ontology annotation, biological process: regulation of lipid biosynthetic process. The record is from RefSeq and is a predicted model, not a curated record. Lineage: Eukaryota; Metazoa; Chordata; Mammalia; Rodentia; Chinchillidae.